UGAUUACUGAAAAGUGUGAUACAUUUCAUAAAAAAAGAAUAUGAAUAAAUAGAAAACAAGUAAUUCGGAAGUAUUAUGUUUAUAAAAUGCUGUUCGUUUGUUGUUUUUUUGUUGUUGUUGUUUUUGGUGCUUUUUUUGUCUAUUUUGAAAUGUUUAUUUAUCAUAUGAUGAUAGGUUCCUGUAGACUUCCUGAAAUUGAAAAUAUGGCAAAGUUAAACACUCCAAAAACCUAUUAUGAUAUUGGCGAAACAGUUAGCGAUUUCACGUGUAGUCCUGGACAUUUUUUAUCAUCCGAUAAGGGAAUGACAUGCCAGAAUAAUGGAACAUGGUCCGAUGUUAUAACGUGUGUAAAAGGUAUAACAUAUUUUAUCAGUGCGAAAACAGGAACACGUCCGGGUGCUGGUACAGAUGCUAAUGUAUACAUCACUUUGUUCGGAUCUGGAGGAAGUACAAAAAGAAUAGACUUUGAGGGAAAAUUUGAAUCUGGUGAUGUCGACGAAAUAAGAACAUAUACCAAAGAUAUACGUCCCAUACAUAAGGUACAGAUCAGACAUGAUGGAGGAAGGUGGCUUGAUGUGACAUCUAGUUGGGACCUGGAAUAUAUAUCAAUAUAUGUUGAAAAUAUGGAAGAAUUUUAUGUUUUUAGAAAUAAUCGGAAACAAUGGGUGGAGAAAGACAAUGAUCUGACUUUGUCAAGCGAAGGAAAGAAAACCUGCAUCAGUUCGUUUGAUACUGGACAUGUGUGGUAUCUUCACUGGCAAAAAGGUCAUUAUAUACUAUUUGGGCGUGGUGGAAAAAUGUCGCUACGGACUUGUAAACAGUCAUGUGUUAACUGGAAGGACAAAGCAUCACAAAAACAAUGUAUAUCAGUGUAUUAUGACCAUUUUCAUAGAUCAUGCUCCGGUUUCACCUUUGACGACCGCUUCUAUCCUGUAAGCAAUAAAAACUGGCAUGGAAAAGUAUAUUUAAGAACAUGUAUAAAUAAUGACGCAUUCUAAAGGAAACAAAUAGAUAUAUUUUGACCUGAGACUCUUUAAAUAAUUUAAAGAGCUAAGCGUGAAAGUACAAAUUACAAUAUUAUUAUUAUGUUGGUUUCAUUUUGAUUUUUAUUGUGCCCAAUAACAGUUCAUUAUCUUCGUUUUUUAAUACUUAUAUUUGUUGUAUGCCACAUAUAUAAAUCGUAUCCUUACUAAUUUUAAACACUUGAAUAUAUAAUUUGAUAUCAAUCAGGUUUGUAUUGUUUUCCUAAAGCAGUAUAAUUAUCUCUUUUAUCAAACUUUAAAACAGUAUAUUCUUUUUAUCAUACUUAAAAACAGUAUAUUUCUUUUAUCAUACUUUAUAACGGAUAUUUCUUAUAUCAUACUUUAAAACAGUAUAUUCUACUUUAAAACAGUAUAUUUCUUUAAUCCUACUUUAAAACAGUAUAUUUCUUUAAUCCUACUUUAAAACAGUAUAUUUCUUUAAUAUUCCUUUAAAACAGUAUAUUUCUUUAAUCCUACUUUAAAACAGUAUAUUUCUUUAAUCAUACUUUUAAAUAGUAUAUUUCUUUAAUCGUACUUUAAAACAGUAUAUUUCUUUCAUCAUACUUUUCUACAGCUUUUUAAUAUGACCGUUGUUGUCAAUAAACAAUGUACUAGGUCGUAUGAACAUCAAUGUUAGCCAUUCUUUAUUGAGCUUAUAUGAGCUCUUUAUAAAGUAGCAAGUGCAAUGUAGGCAUUAACAAUAUAGCGUCAGACAUAUCAACGUCAUAAUACCAGGCAUAUAUUAACAUAUAUAAUUAUGUUUUGAAGAUAAUGCAUUAAGUUUGUAAAAUAAGCACAUCUCGGGCAGUAUAUAUUAUUGACAAGUUUAUUUUUUUUGGGAAUAAUAUGUCUUAUUUUACAUCAACAUUGACAAUAUAGGUCAGUUUAUGUCUAAAAGGACACCUAUAAGCAACAUUUACACAUACUUUACCGUACUGUUCACAGGCUGAUAUAUAAGAAUAGCUCUUUGUUUCCGAAAAAAUAUCUGAUAGUCACAAAAAUGGUAUCAAAAGAAAUAAAAGAAAGUUAACAAAUUGGGAUUUGAACCCACGGCAUUCAGUUUAAAUGCAGUUUACAGUAAUUUGGGCAGAUCUAAAUUCUCUUUAAAGCAUAGGGAAUGUAUAAGAAGGGUAGUAUACUAGUACCUUUAAUACGAUUCAACAGCCGAAUGCUUAAAGAUCCUCUAUAUUGUAAUUGAGGUUGUAUACCACACUUUAGUGAAAUUAUAUAUAUGUAUGUAAUUAUGCUUUAGUUAUAAAACAAUUUUCAUACAUCGAAGAAUAUGUAAAAUGUGUACUGCAAAUAUGUGUACAUAUUAUAUGUAAUCAUUAAAGUAUAUGCAUUCAUUUUUUAUUGAAAAAUUUGACUUAGACUUUAUAAAAAUAUGUAAGGAUUUCGUGUUAUUAAUAUAGACGUUCAUCAAUUGGGGUCACGCAAGCCAAAUAUCUACCCCUUGGGUCUUUUCUUGAAAGUUUUACAGACGUUCAAUCUGGUCCGUUCGAAUAAAAAAUGCUGCCGUUGUAGGCAGAUAUUUAUUCUAAAUGCUGCCGUCGAUGGCAGAAAUACCAUGAAAGUGGCUAACAUUCUGACAGAAAAUCAAGGUCAAUCUUUUAUCAAUUCCUCUAUUCUUUGCGUCAUUUUAGUCGGAAUUGAGACGUUAAAACAUCAUGUCUAAUAUUUUUCAAGAUAGAAAAGUUAUUAGUGCAUCGAAAAAGCUUUUUAGCGACACGCAGUUACAAUAAAAAAUGUGAUGACUCAAGAUUGCACUAUAAAUAGAGCAAUUAACAUGAAGAAGUUCAUUUUUCUAUAUUCAUGCAUAUGUGCUUGAUCUGCUAUAAACUUCAGAUACAUAUGAUAUUGUAUCCAUGUAACUGACAGACACAACAGAUCAAGCACACAUGCAUGAAUGGCCGUAUUUGUGUAAUAUAAUAAUACCAACCUAAUUUUUAACCUACCUGUACCGAGCGGUAAAUUUCAGCUAUCUGCCAUCACUGCAGUGAUCUGCCAUCACGAAUAAGUACGACAUCAAUCUGGACAUCUCUAGUUUUGUUCAAAGAAGUUGUUUUAUAAAAACACAUUCAGAAUAUUUUAAUAAGAUGUAGAGCCGUUAUUACAGAUUAUUCAAUCUUAUUUUAUUUAUAAUUCAUUAUUUUAUUGGUCUUUUAAAUAUCAGAUUUUUUUGUAUUGGCCUCUUUGAUAUGGUCGCUAUGACCGGACGGCAUUUGAAGGAAGCAGAGAUGUGGAUGGAUGUAGGGAUUGGAUGUAAGGAGAGGGGGCACACACUUUGAACUCGGUACACUACAUCAUUUAAUUAAUUACAUUAUCUCGAGAGCCUGGAUAAUGUUCUUGAAGUAUACCCGUCAGGAGGCAGAGGCAGACAAAAUUGGUGACAACAUCUCAAUAUCGAUUUUUGAUCAUCAAGGCCGGUCAGGGUUGGUUUGCAACAGCAAAGCAUUUCCGCUAUGACCUUAAUAAUGCUUCUGUGUCAAUGCUUGUACUCAGUUGGUGCACAGAAUAUUGCACGAAGGAAAUAUGCGAUUAUUUAGUCCCUGUAUCAAAAUCUUUUAACUCGCCGUUACCUCAAGACCCGUUUGCAAUAGGCGAAAAAGACUUGACACAUGUUCUCUUUAAGUACUGAUGAGUUUAGGUUUUGAAGACUUUACUGACAGACUAUCGAGAGUCUGGAGUAGACCUCGGGAAAAGAUUCACGCCUGAAAUAUUGCCGAGCAUAACCGCUACGCCGAAGCAACCUGACAGCAUCUAGAGUAUUUAAGGAUGAUGGACAGUACAGUUUGUUCCCACAGACACUUUUGAGUGUGGAGCUUAAAAAACCUUUAAAAUCCUAAUAAAAUGUAUGAUUGAUUUUCGUUAGACCUGGUGGUAAAGGAUAACCUACGAAAGUGCAAGCACUUAUUUCCGGUAUGGUCCUUACCUCAACAGACUCUAGAGACAGCUAUGAGAUACAAGGGAGUCCGGGAACCAGUCACUAGCUCUUAUUGAAUAGAUCCCUUGUUUUUUUACAUGCCCAGUGUAAAGCACUGAUACAUGCGAUGAUUACCUGGGUUUCAUACCAGUAAACCUCUAGUUAGGUGGGAAACACUGAAAGUGUCUCUGAAAAAUCCCAAGGGUUUUACCCAGGAUCGAACCCGUAACCUCAGGAGUGACAGUCAGUGGUCUAACCAGCUGAGCUAUUGAUAAUUCUUCACGGUGAUGGUCAAUUUUAAACUUCAACGUCAACAUAAACAAUACAACAGGCGAAAUAAACAUCGAGAUUAUCGCCGUUUUACUCCAUUUACAAAAUCUUUCGACAAAAUCAAAUGUGGCUCCCAGUUUUGCCGUAUGCAAAUGCGCGGCGCUUUGAAGAUGAGAACCAGUCGGCUAUAUGCGGAGCCAUUCGGUUAUAUGUUGGUUCCCAUAAUUCAAAGCGGGCGCAUUUGUAUACGGCAAUUAUAUAUUCUGUGUCGAUGGACCAAAGAUUAUGUGAAAAUAUUGGAUAUGGAAUGAAAUACAUGGUAAUUAUGACGGUAUUUCCGGCGAACAUUUUUAUAUUGUGUAUUAUUAUAGACGUUGAAAUAUGAAAUCCUUUUAAAACGGUUUAUAUUAAGUUUUUUGAUAUGUAUGAUCAGUACAUGAGCUGGGAUUGAAAAGUAUACAAUUUAUUUGGAUUUUAAAGGCGUUUUAAGCUCCACACCCCAAGUGUCUGUGUUUGUUCCCUAUAUGCCGGGGCUAUAUGGUAACAUGCUUCAACUACUGUGUAACAGACAAUACAAACAUUAUUUAUGAGCCAAAAAUGCCUCUUUUCAUUCAAUACCUCCUAAAAUCAUUCACUCGACAAACUCGUAAAAUAUGUGCACCAGCUUGAGGUAUCAAUCAAU
Messenger RNA from Ruditapes philippinarum (Manila clam), 4897 nucleotides. RefSeq names its product lipoxygenase homology domain-containing protein 1-like. Lineage: Eukaryota; Metazoa; Mollusca; Bivalvia; Venerida; Veneridae. Gene Ontology annotation, molecular function: protein binding. The record is from RefSeq and is a predicted model, not a curated record. The transcript is spliced from 4 exons. Bases 87 to 998 code for a protein of 303 amino acids.